Messenger RNA from Hemiscyllium ocellatum (epaulette shark), 6781 nucleotides. It is a transcript of the gene nbr1a, whose product is annotated as NBR1 autophagy cargo receptor a. Bases 136 to 3168 code for a protein of 1010 amino acids. Gene Ontology annotation, biological process: macroautophagy. Lineage: Eukaryota; Metazoa; Chordata; Chondrichthyes; Orectolobiformes; Hemiscylliidae. Gene Ontology annotation, molecular function: ubiquitin binding; zinc ion binding. The record is from RefSeq and is a predicted model, not a curated record. Gene Ontology annotation, cellular component: phagophore assembly site. The transcript is spliced from 22 exons.
UAACGUCGGGGCUCUGAUGUAAACAGAAGCCGCUGGUGUCGAGGGGGGUGAGAGCGAUCACCAUCACUGUCACCACCACGACUAUAACUAUUACUGUUAUUAGGUUGCUGCCAGCUUCUCAACCACCGGGGAGAUAUGGGGGAGCAAAUCAAACUCAACGUGACCUUUGGCGGCGACACACAAACUUUCCUGGUGUGUGACUCUCAGAAGACGACGUGGGCGGAUCUGGAAGCUAUGGUACAAGUUUCCUUUGAUCUCAACAAUAUGCAAAUGAAGUAUUUUGAUGAAGAUAAUGAAGAAGUAUCUGUUAAUAGUGCAGAGGAGUAUGAAGAAGUUUUGAAGAGUGCAGUUAAACAAGGAAAUCAGAUUGAAAUGAAUGUUUAUGAAGUAACGCAACUGAAGGAAAAAGUGGAAAGCCAGUGUGCAAAACGAACCUUUGAAAAUAAUGAAAAGAAAGAGUCUCAGAAUAAGAAGGCUAAGAAAAAAGAAAUGAAACACUAUUCACAGUUGGUGAAAUGCAUUGGCCAAGGCAUGAAGGUCACAGAAGAAGCUAAAGGAAAGGUGAUGUCAAAAAAUGUAGAUCAAAGCAAGGAAAAUUGGCGAUUGCCUCCAGUUUGGUUCACACGUUACAUGGAAACAUUCAAAGAAAAGCUUGUGAAUGAAACAGUUGACCGAAUCUGUUGCGACUUCUUUGAGAAGGUGACCAUUCAACAGCAGGUGCAUGACCCAUUCAGUACUUCAGCUGCAUGUACUGUACAAGUUCCAGAGACCCGCACUACACAGAUUGGUUACCAUGAUUGGCUAAUGGCUUGUAGCAAUUGCCUGACUCGAAUUAUUGGAAUACGCUAUCAGUGCAGCAUUUGCCCCACAUACACCAUUUGUGAGUCCUGUGAAGCUGGUAACUACAGACAUGAUCCUAACCACCCUUUGCUGAAGCUGAGAAAACCUUCAACGUCUUUGCCUGAGCUUACACCAGCGCAAUUUAUUGGAAGUGCUAUAUCUGGUACAGCAGAACAAACAAGGCUGCAGAAACAAAUCGAUAAAACCUUUUGGAAAGCGGAAAAACAAAGAUUACGAACUGAAAAGAGGCAACGCAAAGCAGAGUUUAAGGAGAUUAAAAAGCAGUUAAAAUUGCAGAAGAAACAUUUGCAAUGGAAUGGUGUGCACCUUGGUGAGCACUUGAAUCAACCAACACAAGAACCUAAAAGAGUUCAGCGGGUUUCAGCAGUGCCUGUUAUUUUAACAUUAGGUGCUGAAUUUGUGGAUGAGAACUUUCCAGAUGGUACUUUUCUUCAGCCAGGACUCAAAUUUAUCAAACACUGGAGAAUGAAGAACACAGGCAAUGCUAAUUGGACAUCUGCUACAAAACUUCAGUUCAUGUGGGGCAACCUCAUCCUGGUUUCUCCUGCUAAAAAGGAAGUUUCUGUUCCAUUCCUACAACCAGGAGACAUUGGUGUUGUGUCAGUGGAAUUUGUUGCACCCACCUUUGAAGGCACUUACACUUCACAUUGGCGCUUAACUCAUAAAGGCGAGCAAUUUGGGCCCAGAGUAUGGUGCAGCAUUAUUAUUGACUCACCAUUGCACACUGAAGCUGUAGAUGGAAAUGAAACCUCCCUUUUUAGCUCUAUCAAGACUAGAUCUCCUGACAAUAGAAUUCAAGCUCCUUUGGCUGCGGGUAAUGAAGAGCAGCACGUUGCUCCUGAUCCUGAAGAAGUGGAAUGUGCAGGCACAGCAACUACACAAAAGCAGGCCUCCUUGAAUAAAGAAACUGAGAAACAACCAACUGUGCCUGAUCUUGAAGCAACAGAGUCAGCAAAAACAGCAGGCAUUGCGUUGGGCAAACUUCAGCGAAAAGACCAGAAUAGAGAUCUGUACACGAUGGUGCCAUCUGUAGACCUUCUGACUGCUCAGGACUUGCUUUCAUUUGAACUGUUGGAUAUAAAUAUUGUGCAAGAAAUGGAGCACGUACCAAACAACACCCCAGUUGACAUGACUCCAUGUAUGUCACCUUUGCCACAUGAUGGCCCACUGAUGGAGAGGCCAGGCUUAGGUCAGAUUGAAGAGGAAAGUGAAGCGAUUUUCAAGUCACGGUUUGAUAUGACACUGAUGGAGAAGCCAACAGAUCAUCCUCAUUUAGAAGAAGGCGAGGAAGACAUCAGUGGAACUCAAUUUGUCUGUGAGACAGUUAUUCGUUCUCUAGCUUUAGAUGAGGCACCUGAUUUGCUGCCACGCCGCAGGGGUAAACCUGACAGCUCCUCCCAAGAUCUGCAAGAAACCUGUUGCUCUGUUGGCAUCAAAGAAGGAAAACCUGGUGGGAUCAUUCUGACCACAGAAGAACAGGUGUUGCCAGAGAAAGAUAAUGAGCUUGAACCUGAUGUGGCUGAUAGUUCCACUGUAGAUGUUGAAGAGAAGUGUGACAUACAAAGCCAAGUGUCCUCAGAGUGUUCAGAGGAUUACAUAAUCAUCUUACCAGAGUGUUUUGAUACUAGUCGUCCUCUGAUAGAAUCUAGAUGCAGUUCUGCCGUUUCCCAACCUGAAGAAAUGGAGGAUGAAAUAGAAUUGGUAUCAGAUGCAGAGGUGAAUGAGAGUGCAAAUGGAGUUGAUGAAAACAAACUUCCGUUGCAAAACAUUAAUGACAUAUUGUGCACAUCUCAGACACUGGAUAUGGAGCCCCUUAAGCCAGAGGUGCUGUCUGCACCUUUACUCCACCAAAGGAAUGAUACUUCGACUCUAAAUUCAAAUGAAGUUCAGCCUGAUGUAUUGGUAAUGGCUGAUGUGGAGGAUACUGCAGUUACAUCACCUGUCCAUCAAGAAAACAAUGAGUCUACACGUUCAGAGAUAAAGUUUGCAGAACCACCAAAGAUCAUGAAAAAUAGACAGUGCCCUCAUUUAAGACACCACAGUGGGAUUGCAGGUGAGCUUGUGAAGGGAGCCCUGUCUGUAGCAGCCUCUGCUUAUAAGGCUCUUUUUUCAGGGGAUACCAGUGUGACUCAGGCUGAAGCAACAGAAAAUCAAACUGCAUCUAUGAUGGAUAUUCUUUUUGAAAUGGGAUUUUGUGACAGACAACUAAAUAUGAAACUGCUCAAAAAACAUAGCAACAAUCUUGUUGAAGUUGUCACUGAACUUCUCCACAUCAAUGAGAACAACUGGCAUGCUAAUCGGCAUUGAAUAUACACGUUUACAUGGAUCACAUCUUAGUUAACAUGAGCUGCCACAUUUUUUUGCACAAUAGCAGUAAUCAAGGAUAACACCCACACGACGAUAUCAAUAUUCUAAGAGUUCAUUUUCAGCGAUGUGCUCCAUUGCAUUAACGUGGAGCUCAUUUAUUAUUGAGAAAAGUAAUGUGCUUACUUUCUCUAUUCCAUAUUAAUCCACAAUUCACGACUUAGUGGAGGUUUUUAUAAAGUUAAAGCCAGAAGAAAAGCAGCUCAAGAUGUUUGUGAGUCUUUGAGUCUGUUUAAUUUUUUUUUUGAAAAAUUGGUCCAUGUUGUUGGUCCUCAUUACACUAAACUCAGAAAAUAGUACAUUAAACACCUCUUUGCAUUGCAACAUAAUGUAUAUAUUUGGUUUUGGAAAAGCAAUAUAACAUGCAGAGUAUGAUUCUGCGUACAGUUAAACACUACAGUAAAUGUGUAUCAAUGCAAUGUGUGUAUUAGGGACACGUUCUCACGAACAUGUUUUUUUAAAAUGUGAUUCUUCCAGGGCAGAACAUUCUAUGAGCUAAUAGUACCAUUUGGAUAGAUACAGUUGAAAGUUUGUUUCAGAUUACCCAUUUUGAAGAAGCAGUGUGAAACUACUUCUGCAGUUUGAUCAUCUUUUAAAUUUGCUGUAUAACUCAAAUAUUCAGUGUGGCUGAAACAUGCAUUAACAAUAAUAGCACUUGACAUAGCCCUUAUUCAUUUACUAAACAAGUCUGCUGUUAUUAGAGAUAUUAUUUAGGGCUGUGGAAAAUAGAAUGUGUGCGUUGUGCAUGGUUAAAUUCUUGUACUUGAUAAUUUCUUAAGCAGCCACAAUAUGCUUAACACAAAAUUCGAAGUGUCAUAAUCAGACUGUUAAAAAGCGUUAGUGUGAUGGAGGUAGGAAAAGCUUAAUUUGAAAAAAGAAUUCUUCUGGAAGUGGGUAAAAAAAAUUACAUUUUCUUAAUCUUUUAUUUAUCUUUUCUUCAAUUGGUUUAUUGUAUGGAAGUUAUGCAUUUUGGAAUAAUCAUUGUAGCUUUAGUUGGCUAUACUCAAUAUAUGCUUCUGAGGUCUGGUGUCCUCAGUAGAUUCGUCUCGGCUAUAUUGCAAAACUGACAUUUAAUAUUCUAAUGAUCUAGCCAUGUUUUGUGUCCAGUUUUUAGUAGCAACAUAUGGUAAUGUUUGGUUUGAAAUCACUCUGUAGGGCUUUGAAAUAAUGUAAUUCUCUUUAAAGGUACUUUUUCUGUUUAAGGACUGGAGUAUAUUAAGGAUUUUGUAUUGAUCCCAUUGCAGAUAAUUCCAAAUUUGUAGGAACCAGCCUUUGCAUGUAUUACAAUCCAUGCAAUGAUAUUAUCUUCUCCAUCCAAGUAGGCCAGCUAUUCUUUUUUUCAGUCUGGAAAUGUGGUAUUAAUUUGUGAUACUUGUUAGUUAAAUAUUCCGAUAAAACUUUGCUAUAUAGUUGGGAUUUGAAGAAUUCUGCUAAUACUGCGAUUCCGUGAGCUGUUUGCUCAUUCUAGCAGUUUCACAGUUUGGUACUUUUAAAGAAUUUAAUGUGUAUAUAAUCAUUAACGUCUACACACUUUUAUCCAAAGGUGGAAGCACAUGGUGGGAUGUGCAUGCCAACUGUUCUAUUACUCAAAAAAGCCUCUAACAACGCCAGAAUCUUGAGAUCUGACUUUCUCUCUCUCUCUUUUUCUCUCUCUCUUUUUCUCUUUCUCUCUCUCUCUCUCUCUCUCUCUCUCUCUCUCUCUUUCUCUUUCUCUCUCUCUCCCCCCCCCCACCCUUUUAUCCCUCACCUAUGAAGAAUAAAACUUUGUUCAAGUGGUUGGUUUCUGUGACUGAAUUGGUAAGCAGUGAUUUAGACAUUUUUGAUGAGGACAUCUGUAGUUAGAUUCAUUAAAAGUUGAAAAAAAAUCGAAAUGAGCUUUGGAUGAUCUUGGAGUUUCCAUAGUUUGGAACUAGUAUAAAUGUAGUUAAUUGGUUACCAAUUAGUUUUCCAGGGAAUCCUGAUCUUUGAGUAACACAAAAGUAAAUAUUGGAUACGCUAAAGGAAACAAAUACUUAACAUAAUGUCAAUAUGGACAGCCAGUGUUCUUGGUAAAAGAACAUUUUAGGCAAGAAGCAAAGUGCUUCUUUUAUAUAAACUUCCAUAUCCCGUCAUUAGUGAUUAAAAGAAAAGAAGUGCUGGUAAAUCCAUUUUUGAACUAUGUUUAUUAUGUUCAUCUUUUUUAAAAAAGUGAGCAUUUUAAAAUCUCUUUUAUAAUAAUAGCAUCAUAUUUCAGUUUAUGAUAUGGAAGUCCAGAUUCUCAAGAUUUGCUCAAUACCUUUAGAUCAAGUUUAGCUUCAUUGCUGCCAAGAUGAAAUCAGCGUUGAAGUAUCCAUUAAAAUAAGCAUUAAAAGCAAUAAGCAGAUAAGGUAAAUAAGAUUGGGUUUGAUUUCUGUAUUUGCCAUUUCUAAGAUUCUGAUAUGGAGGCUACAACAAUAUUUACAGUUUUGGUGGCUAUUUUGCAGUAGUUACAAAUGUCUUUUAAUACUUAAAAGUGUGUUCAUUAUAAGAAUUUCCACACUAGUUGCUAUUGAAGUUGUCCAUUCAGUAAGUUGCAGUACUAGUACACAAUAUGUUGGAUAGUUAAGGUGGACCUCCUGGACUUCUGUUAUAAUUAGCAUUCUACAAUUUUACUCUAAGCUGCAAGCCUUUAAAGGUCAUGAGUACUAUGCUGUACUGAAUUGUGUGUUGCUGUUUCUUUCAGAUAAUUGUGUGGUCCUAGUCUAGAAUUCUUGAAAUUGAUAUAUUGUAUCCUAUAGAAUGCAAGAAAAAGUUGCUGUUUCCCCUUAAACUUGCACCAUGACAUAAUUUGCAAAUUAGCAUCAGUUAUAAAAAAGUAGUUCAAAAUGUACAUCCAAUGACUAUGUACCUUUUUGAAGUGACACAAUUAUCAGUUUACCUUAAAAAUCAAGUAUUCAAACUAAAAUCAAAAUGCUUGCAUUUUUAGAGGAUCUAAAACUAAAAGAUCUAUUGGUAGAUCUGUUACUGUGUAGGAAUUCCCUGGUCAACAGGUUUUAUACUAACAAGUGAUUUACGUUUACACAGCUCGUCUUCACAGUAUGGGCUGAAUGAAGGGUGCGCACUUGCAUUAUUCAAUUGACAGGUUCUUCCUUGGUUCAAUUCCACCUUAGAAUUAAUGGCUGGUGAUAUUAUAUUUUGAAAUAAGAAUUGGAGCAAAAAUCCUUUAAUAAAAUUAAACUGGAGAUAAAAGUAUACUUCCAUGUUUCAAGGACAUAAUGGAUAUUACAUACAUAGGAGCCAUUGAGUUUUAAUUUAUACUGUUCAUUCAUAUUCUGCAUCCAUUCAUCCUUGCACAUAAUUUAUCAAAACAUUUGCAGUUUAUUAAGAUAAAAAUUAAUGCUUUAGUAACUUCUGAUGGCUUCAUUUGCACAUUAUCUAUAUUUGCAUGUAAUUGUCUUAAAUCAAUUUUAGAGUAUCAACUUGCAUAUAUUGCUCAACCUUCUUCACAGAUCUGUAUUUUUCUGUCCUUUUAAAAUGUGAUGUAAAUGAAUUUUGAAUCCCAGAUAAAUGAAUCAAUAAAAGUAUUGUUUAACUACAA